Molecule: messenger RNA, 2972 nt
Organism: Diuraphis noxia (Russian wheat aphid)
Lineage: Eukaryota; Metazoa; Arthropoda; Insecta; Hemiptera; Aphididae
Gene: Vps53
Product: vacuolar protein sorting 53
Biological process (GO): retrograde transport, endosome to Golgi
Cellular component (GO): GARP complex
Source: RefSeq, a predicted model, not a curated record
UGUAAAUUUUUGGCAUAAAUGUAUAAUCGUCGACUGAUGACUAUUAAUCAUUGGUAAAACUAAAAUGAAAAACUGAACUUUCUACUUAGUUGUUAGUACAUGGCCGUUUGACUUUUCAGUGGCUCUGUGCCGUAAGGUGAUUUAUAUUUAAAUUAUGUCAACUACCAACGAUGAAAAAAUUGAUGUAGGCAAAUCAGAGACAUUGGUGUACUCGACAGAAGUACAAAAAGCAAUAGAUGAGAUACUGCCAAGCGAUGAUCCACUAGAUAAACCAGAUUUUGACACAAUAGACUACAUCAAUAAUCUGUUUCCUACAGAACAGUCGCUUACCAAUAUCGAUGAUGUUAUUAAUUCACUAGAAUGUAAAGUAGACUCCAUAGAUAAUGAUAUACGAUCGGUCAUUAGGGGACAAAUUGAAGUUAACAAGGAUGGUAAGGCUGAGCUACAAGAAGCCCAACGUUAUAUCAAACACCUUUUCAGUCAAAUUAGAGAGAUCAAACAAAAAGCUGAACAUAGCGAAGAAGUCGUUAAAGAAAUUACCUUAGAUAUUAAACAAUUAGACUAUGCCAAAAAGAAUCUCACUACUUCUAUAACAACACUAAAUAAUUUGCAUAUGCUUGUUUCUGGUAUUGAGUCGCUCAGAGGUUUAACUACAAAACGUAAAUACGGAGAAAUUGUAAUGCCGCUACAAGGUGUAACUGAUGUUAUGGAACAUUUUAAGAAUUACACAGAUAUACCACACAUUGCUCAGUUAUCUACUGAAGUAAAACAACUUCAAAAGUCUUUAGCGACACAAAUCAUGGCAGAUUUUCGUGAAGCAUUUUCUGGACCAAACGCAAAGAAUUUUGUACCUAAUAAACAAAUGACUGAGGCAUGUUUAGUUGUUUCGAUUCUAGAGCCAAAAGUUAAAGACGAAUUAUUGGAAUGGUUUAUAGACCUCCAGCUCUCAGAGUAUACACAUUUAUUUGAUAGUGCAGAAGAUGUAGCCUGGUUGGACAAAAUCAAUCAACGAUAUGCUUGGUUUAAACGUCAACUUUUACAGUGCGAAGAAAAAUUUAGGGCUAUGUUUCCUCCUCAAUGGGAGUUAUCUGAAAGAAUUGCUGUUGAAUUUUGUAAAAUCACCAAAAAUGAGCUGUCUAAACUGAUGGUUAAAAGAAAAAACGAAAUUGAUGUCAAGCUUUUACUGUUUGCAAUUCAAAAAACUGUUGCAUUUGAAAAUUUGAUGGCAAAAACUUUUAAUGGCAAUACAAUUAUUCAAAAUAAUGAAAAAUCUUUGAACUAUAUAACUAAGCAACCAAUAAACAAAACUGAAACUGAAGAAAUUCUUCAGCCGUUUUCAGAUAAUUUACAUAUUACUGAUGUGUCAGAAAAUUUGUCAUCAUCAAUACAAAAAAGUGAACCAAAACUAAAUUCAUCACCAUUUUAUGGUUUGAUAAGUGAUUGUUUUCAACCUUUUCUCUAUAUCUAUAUUGACAGUGUGGAUAAAAAUCUGUCAGAAUUGAUUGAGCGUUUUGUAAGUGACAAUAAGAUAACAUUGGCAAAAGAAAAUAUUGAUGAUCAAACAGCUACUGUUCUACCAAAUUGUGCUGACUUGUUUUUAUUUUAUAAAAAGUCACUAGUACAAUGUACUGAGCUCAGUAAUCAUAAUCCAAUGCUUUCAUUAGCAGCCGUAUUUCAGAAAUAUCUCAAAGAAUAUGCGAUUAAAGUAUUAGAAGUUAACCUUCCAAAAAUAAGUCAUCCAGCUACUUCUCUGACUACUAAUGUUUCAAACAUGACCAAAGACCUUAUUAAAGAUUUACAACUUCUUCCAAGUGGGAUGACUGAAGCUAGUGUUAAAAAUGUAAAUUGUACACCACAAGAAUUAGCUAAAAUUUGUUGUUCCUUCAUACCCAAAUUUAUACAACAUUUGUAUAAGUGCAAACCGUUAUCAAAUAUUGGCGCUGAGCAAUUGUUGUUGGAUACUCAUUCAUUGAAAACAAUUUUAUUGGACUUGCCAUCAAUGAACCUUGAUGAUAACCGAAAAGCUCCUGCUAGUUACACAAAGGUUGUAGUUAAAGGAAUGACAAAAGCAGAAAUGAUAUUAAAAUUAGUAAUGGCUCCAACAAUAAAACACUAUACUUCUUUUGUCGAUCAAUAUUUAAAACUACUACCAGAAUCUGAUAUGACAGAAUUUCAGAAAAUAUUAGAAAUGAAGGGUUUGAAAGCAGCUGAACGAAAUGAGCUUUUGAAUAUUUUUAGACCCAGGAAUCCAACUGGUAGUUUUGUUACGAGUACAGCCGCAUUGUCUAGUUUGAAACAAUAUACUAGUCUCAUAAAAAAAAAUUUGAUAUCUAAUUCUAGCAAUAAUUAGUCAUUAAAACACGUAUGAAAAUAUAUUUUUGUACAUUCCACAUUAUGUAAAAUGUGUAUGGCAUUUUACAACAUUCAGAAAAUAUAUAAUUUGUAUAUAAUAUAAUCUCAUUUGAAUUUAUAAAAGUCAUAUGGAUCUUUUAACARUAUAUAAUUGUARUGAAUACAUUUUGUCUUGAUAAAUAUAAGUAUUUUAAGUGUAUAUUUUUAACAUUGAAUAUUUAAUGCAGUUAUUAAAAUUGUUAAAUAAAUAAUGGCUUUUUAAUUAUUUUUAUUUUUCAUCAAAAUUAAGUUAACUGCAAAUAAUAAACUGUACAAUAACUAGUUACAGAUUUUAAUCGAUUGAUAUAUGCAUACAUAUAAUAUGGGAGUAGGUCAUUUAAUUUUAAUAAUAAUUAACAACAAACAACUAUAAAGUUAUGUUUUAAAAUUCACCAAACUAGGUAUAUGAAAUAAAUAAACACAGUGACGUAAUUAGGAAUUUUGUAGUAGUAGAGGAUAGACAAAUUUUUACCAUGUGCAUACUUAUUUAAAGAAAAAACCGUUUAUAACCAGAAAAUAUAAUGAGUAAAUAUAUUAUGUUAUAUAACUAACAAAUAACAAUAAAUUGAUAAAAAUAAGUA